GAGAUAAGAAGUGUCAGAAGUAAGGAGAAACGGACAACCAAUCAUCAUUCGUUCUAUGUAAUUACAUUAAAAAGCUUAUCGCUCAAGCUCGAGGUCAACUUCUAUCGUUGUUAGUAGUAAAACGUCGUAGUGACAUUCAAACUGGUAACAUUUACGUCUGAAUACCGGUCGCGGUGUGUGUUGUCUUUCAAUAAAAUAGAAAGAAAAGAUUAAUUAGAGAAAAACGUCUCUAAAUUUUUGUUAACAACAACAACAACAAUAACAAUAACAAUAUACAAAAAUGAUAAAAAAAUCGCGAAGAAAUAUCAGGACGAUUACAAUCGUCUUAUUAUUAUUAUUAUUAUUAUUAUCAUUUGAAACUUCAACAACAACGGCUAAAAUUUUAAACGAAUGCGAAGCCAUGCGUGAAUUACAACGUGGCGGUAUUUCAAGAACAUUCAUAAGCAAUUGGAUUUGUUUAAUGAAAUACGAAAGUGGUAUGGAUACUAAACUUAUCACUGGUCCAAAAGGUGCAUCCAAUUAUUAUUACGGUAUAUUUCAAAUAAGCAGUGGAAAAUGGUGUACACGUGGUCGCGUUGGUGGUAUUUGUAACAAACGUUGCGAGGAUUUUGCCAAUGACGACAUACAAGAUGACAUAAUUUGCGCUAAAACCAUUUCUAAUAUGGAUGGAUUUAAAGCUUGGAACGAAUGGACGAAAAAAUGCAAAAACAAACCAUUACCAAAUAUUAGAAAUUGUAACAGAAGACGAUCCAUUUCGUAAAACAUGUAAAUUAUGAUUUGUUUGUUUGUUUGUUUUUUUUUCUUAUGUAACGUAUCAGAUCAAAGGAAAGAUUAUCUAAUUUUUCAACACUGUUGUUAAUUACUGUAUAUAUAUUAUACAUAAUUAAAUG
This is a messenger RNA of Polistes dominula (European paper wasp), 890 nucleotides long. RefSeq names its product lysozyme c-1. Lineage: Eukaryota; Metazoa; Arthropoda; Insecta; Hymenoptera; Vespidae. The record is from RefSeq and is a predicted model, not a curated record. Gene Ontology annotation, molecular function: lysozyme activity.